ACACGAACAAGGGGGACAUGGAUCGAAGCACAAGGAACACGACAAAUACAAGAAGAAGGGAUACACCAAGGGAUUCCGUGACAAGUACCACAAGGAUGAAUACCACAAGUUGGACAAAUACUGGAGUAACAACCAUGAGAGCGGGAAGUUUAACAAGUACGGGGAGCACGGCGAACAUUAUCACAGGCACGGGGAUAAGCACGACAAGGGCGGUAAACAUGCGGAAGGAUCCAAAGAAGAGAAACACGGGAACAAGGGUGAAUACGCCAAGGGACAUAAGUCCUCAGAUCAGAAAGGUCAUAAGGGGCAUCAUGGACACGAGGAAAAGCAUGGUCACCAAACCCAUUACGACAAGAAAGUCGAUCAUAAAAGUCAACAUCACAACCACAAACAUAAACAAUAGAAUGAAGAGAAACAGAACCAAGUUCCCUGAUGUCCCAUUACGUCCCCCCUAAUUCAGAACUACCCUUUAUGCAAAACACAUCUAUUCGAAAAGUACGGAUGGGCAAAUAUUUGAUGGUACUUGCACGAAAGAAAUGUAAAUGUCUUUCCUCACCUGCGUAGUAUCAUAACACAUUAGUAGGGCAUUUCGAAACAUUUGGAAAAUUUAAAAAUUAUCCGGUAUAAGUAUGCAAACUGACUCUUCUGAGACCAGAGAUAGGAUUUCGAUGGAAAAUCAGAGAAACGCGAAAUAAAGAAAGAGAAUUUCACCCUCAGUCAUUUAAUACUGGACCCGCAGUUCCGUGAAAUCGAGCUCCGAUUAGGCUACAUGCCAAGGGUUUGUUGAUGCACGUGGAGCCAACUGCAGAACACUUGGGGAAGGCUUUAUCAGUCCGUAAUUAUAAUCAUGCAGAGUUCAUUUCCAAGUUUAAGACUGUCACGGAAAUGUAAAACUUACCAAAGCGCCCAGAAAAUAUCGAAAGGAAGCCAC
Cryptotermes secundus is the source of this 931-nucleotide messenger RNA. RefSeq lists its product as uncharacterized. The transcript has 3 exons. The record is from RefSeq and is a predicted model, not a curated record. Bases 18 to 455 code for a protein of 145 amino acids. Lineage: Eukaryota; Metazoa; Arthropoda; Insecta; Blattodea; Kalotermitidae.